Messenger RNA from Caretta caretta (loggerhead turtle), 7177 nucleotides. RefSeq names its product activating transcription factor 6 (gene ATF6). Gene Ontology annotation, cellular component: nucleus. Gene Ontology annotation, biological process: regulation of transcription by RNA polymerase II; endoplasmic reticulum unfolded protein response. Gene Ontology annotation, molecular function: RNA polymerase II cis-regulatory region sequence-specific DNA binding; DNA-binding transcription factor activity, RNA polymerase II-specific. Lineage: Eukaryota; Metazoa; Chordata; Testudines; Cheloniidae. The record is from RefSeq and is a predicted model, not a curated record.
UGUCCCAGCCGGCUCAGAGACAAGGCGCUGGCCCCACGCCGCCCGGCCCCAUGUCCUCUCCCGGCCGCCGUAGCAGGGCGGCGCGUUGCGCUGCGCUGGGAGACGUGUGUUUAAGGGGACCCGGAAGGGAGAUGGCAGCCGGGGAGGUUGAUCGGGGCGCCGCAGAGCCGGGGCUGCGGCCAGCCGGGGUCGGACCCGACUGGGAGUCUGCCCUCUUUGAUGAGCUCAGUGACUUGGUUGACACAGGUGAAGUACAGCUGGAUGUGGAUAAUGAGAUUUAUGAAAACAGUCUUUAUAACCUUGGCUUUGAUUUGGACUUGAUGUCUUGGGAUUCAGGCCCUUGGGAUGUGACAAGCCAUACUUAUAUAGAUGAAAACUUGAAGGAAGACCCUCAGUCGCCAGCUACUUCAAUUUGUUCUCUCCCUUCACCAUUAUCAGACUCUUCAGUGCAGCAUGUGCCUGAAGACUUAGACUUCAGCACCAGCUCCCAGAUGUUUCCUCUCUCUCUGUACAGCAAGAGAUCUGGAAGUCAGAAAGAUAAAAAGCUCACUUCCAGUGCUGCACAUCAGUCUGCAAACAGCUCUGUGAAGACACCAAAAAGGUCUAGUCAGACAACAUCCAAACCGUCAAUUCAACCCAAGCCUCUCUUGCUGCCUGCAGUACCUGAAGUUCAGGCCAGCCUUGGCAUUCAGGCUAAAGCCAUCAUUAUUCGGGCUCUUCCAACGCUUUUGCCACUGACAAAGCAGCAGCCAGUUGUUAGUAUCCAGCCGGCCCCUCCUAAAGGUCAGCCACUGGUGCUUUCUCAGUCCACUGUGGUACAGCUCCAGAGUCCUGCAGUUCACCCUGCAUCACAGCCGGUCAUUGCUGUCACUGGAGGGGUCACGCAGCUGCCCAGUCACACUGUGAACGUAGCACCAGCUACAGGAAGCAGUUCAAGUAACCUCCUGAGAAGACAGCAGCGCAUGAUCAAAAACCGGGAGUCAGCCUGCCAGUCACGCAGGAAGAAGAAGGAAUACAUGUUGGGGCUGGAGGCCAGGCUGAAGGCUGCCUUGCUGGAGAAUGAGCAGCUCAAGAGAGAGAAUGGUUCACUGAAGAGGCAGCUGGAUGAAUUGGUGUUAGAGAACCAGAAUCUUAAAAUCCCUUCUCCAAAGAGAAGAGCUGUGUGUGUGAUGGUGAUAUUGGCCUUUGUAAUGUUGAACUAUGGCCCACUUAGUGUAUUUGAAAGGGAUCCCAAUGGAGCUGAACCCAGCGGGAGCCUUGCCCACCGCAGCAGAAAUCUGCUGGAGUUCUCAGCCAGCCAGAAGCUCAACACUGCUCAACAAAUGCCUAACAUCAUCUCCCAGAAUAAGGAGAGGUAUGAACAUUCUGUUUCUGAUAACAAAGCCUUAAUGGUAGUAACAGAAGACCCACUAUUGUAUAUUUCUCCACCACCGUGUCAGCCACUGAUCAACCGGACUGAGUCUCUCAGAUUAAAUCAUGAACUUCGAGGGUGGGUUCAUAGGCAUGAAGUGGAAAGGACAAGAUCUAGAAGGAUGUCAGAUAACCAACAGCAGAAAACAAGAGUUGUCCAGAGCUCUACAGGGGAGAAAGCAGAUUCUCAGCUGAUGGCCAUGCCAAACACAGACCCCAGCAUCAGCAGGAACUCAGGGAAUGAGUUGCAGGUGUAUUAUGCCUCUCCGAGAAAUUACCAAGACUUCUUUGAAGCUAUUCACAGAAGGAGGGAUACAUUCUACGUGGUAUCUUUUCGUAGGGAUCACUUGUUGUUGCCUGCUACCACCCAUAAUAAGACCAGACGGCCCAAGAUGUCUAUCGUGUUGCCAGCAAUAAACGUCAGUGAGAAUGUCAUAAAUGGGCAGGACUACGAGGUGAUGAUGCAGAUAGACUGUGAAGUGAUGGACACCAGGAUUCUGCAUAUUAAAAGCUCCUCCAUACCCCGGUACCUUCGAGAACAGCAAUGGAAUCAGACCAACCCCUUCUAUAGUGCUGCUCGCACCGUCCCUGAGACAGCCCACCCUAUGAGAGCACUCAUGGAAUCACUGCAGUAGCUCCCAGAAGCCUCACAGCUGCAGUCCCUGAGCCCCAGCAAGGAGGCAGAAAUGUUUGGUGAUACAAAUGCAGCCUUCACCACUAUCACUAUUACUAGCUAAACAGCUGGGGAUCCCAGCUCCAGCACUAGGCCCUACCACUUGCAGUUAACCUGGCCUUUCCAGGACUCCUAGAACGGCAGAGGGCUCAGCAUUGAUACGCCUCCUCAAAUGGAACGCUUUAUCAGAACCCUGUGAUACUGCCCUGCUCAUUGCCUUCCCAGCCUUCCUGGUGCACCCUGCCCAGCCUCUUCCCCUGUCUGAUACAUCCCAUGAUGGCCCAGGGCAGUGUUUGACGACAGCCUGGGAAUGACGGCGAGUGAACAGCCAUCCUGCAGGGACAGGGCAGGCAGGUGAAGGAAGCUGGGCAGAAGGGUGGUGAUGUCUGGGAGUGGCAGUAUGGCCUGGUGGCCAGCAAGCAGGGCUGGGGCCAGGAGGACAGGGCCCUACCUGCUGUAUGAUCUGGAAUAACUUCCUUGACCUCUGUAUUUCAGUUUCCUCAUUUGCAAAUUGGGGCUAACCCCUGCCCUACCUCACAGAGGAGGGGGUGCCGAGGUUUGAUUAGCUGCUGUUUAUGGAGACCUGGGGAUUCUGUGGAAGGAGGCUCUGCUAGACUUCUGCUAGAGGACUUCUGCUAGAAGUCCAGAGUCGCAGUAUUUAUUUAUUUACACUCAAGCAUGUUAGCAAACAGGGCAGGAGAAGAAAGGGCAAGUUUAACUGUGGAGGGGGCAGCGAGACAUGGGGUGCCCUAGAACCGACACGUCCUGUAUCUGUGCAGAGGUAGGGCUGCAGCUUUUGUCUGGAACUGUGCACAGUGAACCAUUCUGCUCACAGUCUGCUCUGUACUUUAUGCCAGGAUGGGAGAAAGGAACAGCUGGCCUGGCCUCUGUGGUUCCCCCUACAGGCAAGAAGAAGGGUGACUCCAUGCAGGAACUGCUGCAAAGCUGAGUUCUGCACUGUCCAGAGCAGGCACACACUGCACGGCCCCCUGGAAUCCUCCCCCGCAGAGCCAAACCAGCUUUGCUGCUUGCAGAGCCACUGCCCUCAUGGAGAAAGAAUAGGAACUGGAUUUGGGCUAGAUUUUAAGACUAAAGUGACCGUUGGGAUUCCCCCAGUCUAACUUCCUGCAGCGCACAGGACGUGGUGGGAAUUAUUCCAGUCUAAUAGUUGUCACCACUACAAACUCUCUCUGGCUGCUCAGUCUGAAUGUAUUGCCCUGGAAUCCUAUGCCACAUAUGACCGUCUGUUUCUGACCACACUAAGCAGCUCCUCACUCUCCAGGCGAACGCACUCUUCUCACCAGUAGAAGGGAAUUCCUGCCAUUUGAUUCCUUGCUAGGGAAAUUUGUGCUAGCUCCUUGUGGGAAGUGAAUACCAUUUUUCAAACACUCUCAUGAUUGAGAAAAGCUUCAUCCCCUUGGCAUGCUAAGUUCCCUUCCUAGCGCAGCAGCCAGCAUUAUCCUUGGAUCAUUUGGUCCCUGGAGAAAGCCAAGCUAUGUGCAAUUUAAUAUCUGUGGAAAAAAACACCAGACGCUUCCUUAAAAGGGAGAUUUGGGGAAAAAUACACAAAAUGUUUUAACAACAAACCUUCCUUUGUGCCCUGAGUGAGCAGAGCAUGUUGGUUCACAGUGGCUUUUUAAAGAGCCAGCGCACUUCCUCACCUGCACCUUGUGGUGCACCUUUGACUUGCCAGACCUGCCGCAUCAUCUGUCAUGGUAUGAAUCAUGAGAUCAGACAUGAAUGGCCCUAGCUCCCCAUGGAAAGGUCCUGUCUGUCACCUAGCUGCUGCUACAACAUGGGGCUUGUCUAGAACAGAACUGGAUGGGGCUCCCAUGGAGCAGACAUGCCAGACCCAUGAAAAAAAAACCACAGAAAUUGGGCUUGUUUUUGACUUAAUUGGCUUGUGAGUUGCUUGUUCACUAGUUUUUGGCUAGUAGCUUGUUGCUUGUUUGGCUUGUAACUUGCUGCUUGUUAUAGCUUGUUGCUUCUUUUUUUUUGAUCAGCUCCCAGCAAGCAGGGGCAAGGGGGGGAGAGAGUCAGGGGUGCACAGCGGGCUCACCACAGUCCCAGACUGCAUGCCGGGGGAUCUAGUCACAUAGAGUGUUGGGGUUCUUAGGGAUUGGCUUGUUUUGGCCUGGUUUUGAAAUGGGAUUAGCUUGAUUUUUGUCUUAUUGUGAAAGUCGGGGUGCUUAUUUACCACGUGAAAGUUGGCAACUGUACUAUGGAGGCAGUAUCCCUGCCAGCUCCUGUGUGUGUUUAGAGUCACUACAAUGUAUUUUAGGCAAUACGAGAUUUUUAUUUUUUAAAUGCCAUGUCUGAGCAGCUUGGCUCUGAUCCAAGUUAGGCAAAUCUAGCAAGAAGAAAUCAGCUGAGCUAUUUCUUGUACUUUCUGUUAUGGAAUGUUCAUUUUAUGCUAGUGGUUCUCCAAUCUCAUGGGGUCCCUUUCACUUGUCUGUCCCCUAGUUUGUGAUGGAGCAUGGGACCAAUGCCUUUGAGUAGCCCAAGCUGCAUUGCUGCAUUUGGGGGGAAGGAUAGCUCAGUGGUUUGAGCAUUGGCCUGCUAAACCCAGGGUUGUGAGUUCAAUCCUUGAGGGGGCCAUUUGGGGCAAAAAAAAAAAAUUGGGGAUUAGUCCUGCUUUGAGCAGGGGGUUGGACUAGAUGACCUCCUGAGGUCCCUUCCAACCCUGAUAUUCUGUGAUUCUAAGUUACAGGCCAGACAGCUGAAUGAGAGCAGGGCAGAGAAAUGCCCCUCUAAAAAUUGGUGGGGAGCUGGGCACCAGCUACAAAAAACAGAGCUACCAGCAGAGGUGAAUACCUCCACAGCAGGGAACCACUCUCUUUGGCUACACAGUGGCCAUUUUCCCAGUGCUCCAGAGUAAUUCCUGCAGGCACUGGGAGUCCAUUGUAGGGUGACCAGACAUCCUGAUUUUUAGUUCUUUGUCCCGCGUCCCGACCAAAGCCCAUUUGUCCCGAUAUUGAGGCUUUGGCUGCUCCAGCAGUUUGGUUUUUUUGGUUUUUUGCUUCGGUAACUCACUCUGGACGCCUUUUUUUUUUUUUUUUUUUGCUUCCCCCAUGUGUCCCAAUAUUUUGUCCGUUUCAUCUGAUCACCCUAGUCCAUUGAUUUACAAAUAAGAGUACCUGGAAUGUUAGUGACUGUAAGAUGUGGCUUACACUAGCCAUUAGACCUUGUACCCGCUGGCUGUUUGAGCUCUGGCAGGAGAGCCAAGGUGGUAGCCUCCAGGCACACUAACUAAUGGGAUAUGACAGGAGACAGGGCAGUGGGGUGGGGCAGGGGUUACUUUUACAAAGUAGGAUUUUGCAAGUUUGCUGUGGCUUUCUGUGAAUGCUUGAGAGAGCACAUUCAAACUUCCCAGCUGAUGGCACUGUACAUUUUAGGACUAAUGGUGCUGACUUUCAGGGAUACGUUUUCUGCACAGGUUGAAGGGGAUUUAGCCACAAGAUUCCUGUAACUGCUCAGUAAAACCACUCAGUGACAUCCCCUUCAAGGACAGUGGCUGCCAAUGUUUACCUUCUGAGAGGGGAAGGGGCACAGACACCUCGUUCCAGUCCUUGUACUCAUGUAUUUUGCACCAGUGCUUACAAUGGUGUCUGCAGACGUACCAGCUGAGGGUGGAUGCUGUAACAAUCCAUGAGGAACAUCUGGUUAAAAGCAUUUACUUUGCAGUUAUAUUAACCUUCCUUUACCAGCAUUCUUACACCGCAGAUCGUUGAAGGGAUCCGGCCCUUGGCAAGUGUGAUGAAACCUGUGAUUAAAGAUGUGUGAGUUUCGAAGGAUUGUACUAGACUCUGGUGAUAUUUAAGUAUUUUAACCAUUAAAUUUUCUGUUAAGCUCAUCUGCAUGGCUUCCACACUUGAACUGCAAAUCUCAUUGUGAAAAUAAGUGGUGCUAGAGAGGACAGCAAGAACACUGGAAGCCAAUCUAGAGUCCUUAAGGGUUGAUUGCACAGGUUAAAUUGCAGAGGUCAACUCAUUAAUUUAGGCACCUCAAUCUUGAGUAGUUUGUUUCUAUUUGAAGGGACAGCCAAGAUAAAAAUAGCAUCAUCUUGCUUAAGAACACACCUUCCCUGGGUUACUGAUACCUCGGAUUAUUGAAGUGAACUUCCUUUAAUCAUCCUUUUCAUCCUGAUGCUCUGUUUUUCUAUUUUCCCUUCACUCACUUUAGAUGGUGAAAGCAAAUCUAUUCAGGUUCUUAUUUAUAUAGCCCUCAUCACUGUUUUGAAUCCUGCUGUUCACUUUCAUAUCAGUGUCACUUUCUGGCUCCCAUUUCCAGCACAGUGCUGAUGUCUGUAUUUCUGUCAUAGCAGGGAAAUAUUUAAAUCACCCUAAGAACUGUUUUACUUGAUGUGUUGUUUUAAUUUCAAUUACAUUUUGCAAAACACUUUUAAACAACUGUGGGAAGCAUGUAUUCGAAUGAGAGCUGCAGAGGUCCUAGUCCCCAUGGACUAGAGCCAGCUGGGAGCAUCAGGGAUUCCGUUUGUGUAUCCCUUGCUGACCAGGGAGCAGGCCACACCAUAGUAAAAAUGCGUGUGCCUUGUCUAAAGUAGUGCUGCCCCCUUGCUAGCUCUGGUAGAGCUGCUUUGUGCCGACUCACCCCAUGACACCCUAGCACCAUCCCCAACAGUGACCAGAUUUGGGACUCUCUAUCUUGGAAAGGCAGUAAUUAAGACAUGAGCCUGAUACAGCAGGCUCUUCACACGCUGAGCUCCCAUGCACUUCCUAAAGCUUCAAAUCCAGCCCUAAAUUCAUAGACCCAGUCCUGCAAUUGACUCCCCAGAAAGACCUCAGCACUCAGGGGGCCUGACUGAAGCCAGCAAAGGCGGCCCAGCAGGUCACGGACUGUGAAGCACAUCCUGGAAAGUUUGUAAAAUGGAUGCAGCAGGGUUAUUCUUACCAGAUUAUUUUUGGACCCUCAGAAUAAAAUCCUGUUUGGGGGAUAGGGAAUGAGGCUGCUCUGAUUUCGCCUUUAAAUGAUAUGUGGGAUCACCGUAUGCAAAACAAAAAAACUUUAUUUCAGGCUCAUAAAUGAGUCCAUCUGUGUUUGUAACAAGAGGAAAUAAAAUCAUUUUUAACUUUG